AUGUCGGCCAAGUCUGCAGACGCCCCCCGGCCACGGGCUGCCGACCCUAAGAAGGUGCACAUUGCCGAUACCGUCAUGACUCGGUACAACUGGUACAAGCAUGUCGACUGGCUGAACGUCUUCUUCAUCCUGGGAAUCCCCUUCUACGGCUGCGUCCAGGCCCUGUGGGUGCCCUUGCAGUUCAAGACGGCUGUCUGGGCUGUUAUCUACUAUUUCUUUACCGGCUUGGGCAUUACAGCAGGAUAUCACCGUCUGUGGGCUCAUUGCUCGUACUCCGCUCGUCUCCCUCUCCGAAUCUGGCUGGCGGCCGUGGGUGGUGGUGCCGUGGAAGGAUCCAUCCGCUGGUGGGCUCGUGGCCACCGCGCCCACCAUCGCUAUACCGAUACCGACAAGGACCCCUACUCCGUCCGCAAGGGCCUGCUCUACUCACACCUCGGCUGGAUGGUCAUGAAGCAGAACCCCAAGCGCAUCGGCCGCACGGAUAUCACCGACCUGAACGAGGACCCCGUCGUCGUCUGGCAGCACCGUAACUACAUCAAGGUGGUCGUCUUCAUGGGUCUCAUCAUGCCCAUGGCUGUCGCCGGCCUGGGCUGGGGCGACUGGUGGGGCGGGUUCGUCUACGCCGGCAUCCUGCGCAUCUUCUUCGUGCAGCAGGCCACCUUCUGUGUCAACUCGCUGGCCCACUGGCUCGGCGACCAGCCCUUUGACGACCGCAACUCCCCGCGUGACCACGUCAUCACCGCCCUGGUCACCCUGGGCGAGGGCUACCACAACUUCCACCACGAGUUCCCCUCGGACUACCGCAACGCCAUCGAGUGGCACCAGUACGACCCCACCAAGUGGUCCAUCUGGAUCUGGAAGCAGCUGGGGCUGGCCUACGACCUGAAGCAGUUCCGGGCCAACGAGAUCGAGAAGGGCCGCGUCCAGCAGCUGCAGAAGAAGAUCGAUCAGAAGCGCGCCAAGCUCGACUGGGGUACCCCGCUGGACCAGCUGCCCGUCAUGGAAUGGGACGACUACGUCGAGCAGGCCCAGAACGGCCGCGGCCUCAUCGCCAUCGCCGGUGUCGUCCACGACGUGACCGACUUCAUCAAGGACCACCCGGGCGGCAAGGCGAUGAUCAAGUCCGGCCUCGGCAAGGACGCCACCGCCAUGUUCAACGGCGGCAUCUACUACCACUCCAACGGCGCCCACAAUCUGCUCUCUACCAUGCGCGUCGGCGUCAUCCGCGGCGGCUGCGAGGUCGAGAUCUGGAAGCGCGCCCAGAAGGAGGGCGUCGAAUACGUCCGCGACGGCUCCGGCCAGCGCAUCGUCCGUGCCGGCGAGCAGGUCACCAAGAUCCCAGAGCCCAUUCCCACGGCGGAUGCUGCUUGA
Messenger RNA from Penicilliopsis zonata CBS 506.65, 1371 nucleotides. RefSeq lists its product as hypothetical. Bases 1 to 1371 code for a protein of 456 amino acids. NCBI's taxonomy places the organism in Eukaryota, Fungi, Ascomycota, Eurotiomycetes, Eurotiales, Aspergillaceae. The transcript is spliced from 2 exons. Gene Ontology annotation, cellular component: endoplasmic reticulum membrane. The record is from RefSeq and is a predicted model, not a curated record. Gene Ontology annotation, molecular function: heme binding; stearoyl-CoA 9-desaturase activity; iron ion binding. Gene Ontology annotation, biological process: unsaturated fatty acid biosynthetic process.